Molecule: messenger RNA, 933 nt
Organism: Polychytrium aggregatum
Lineage: Eukaryota; Fungi; Chytridiomycota; Chytridiomycetes; Polychytriales
Product: Translin family-domain-containing protein
Exons: 8
Coding region: 1-933 (310 amino acids)
Cellular component (GO): nucleus; cytoplasm
Molecular function (GO): RNA binding; RNA endonuclease activity; sequence-specific DNA binding
Source: RefSeq, a predicted model, not a curated record
AUGUCCACUCCUGCCCGCCGAGAACUCAGCCCGGAGAAGGAAGGCCAAAACAAGCGGCCAAAGCCUUCGGGCGACAACUCCGCUGGAGAUUCGGAGGCACCCGCUCGAACCAAUGCGUCCUCGGAUGAUCCUGCCCAGUCCGCCUCUGUCAAUCGCCCUGGCCAGCGCAACCAACGCAAGCGGGACGGAAACCGACCGCCGGCCUCUGCUGGUCCAAGGGCGGGCGCUCCAGAGCCACACUUGAUGACCGACAUCCAGCGGCUCUUCUACGCAUGCCGACAAGAUCUGGAUCAAAUGUACGACCGGCGCGAGCGCAUUGUCAAGGUUUCUCGCGAUAUCACCAGCCUCAGCAAAAAGCUCAUCUUCACGCUGCAUAGGAUUGAGGCCAGCAACCAAGAUACCAUCUUUGCCGAGGCGCUCGCCAAGAAAGCCGAGAUUGUCCAACUCUUCCGACAAGUCUCCCGAGAUCUGAAGGGACAGGAUUACUACAGACAUCGCCGAUCCAUCGGUCCCGGCUGUGAAGAGUACAUUGAGGCGAUAUCAUUCCUUCACUUCCUUCAAAACGGCACCAUCGUCACAAAAUCUGGGCUUGAUACCGACUUUUCCGAAGCUGAUGGCACUUUGUUUUUCAGCUUCACAUACGAAGAAUAUGUCCUGGGUCUGGCCGAUCUCAGCGGCGAGCUGAUGCGGUAUGCCAUCAACAUCGUAGCAAAGGGUCAGAGUGACAAGGCACAAGAGAUCUGUGAUCUGCUCCGCAGUCUCAAGACAGAAUACGAGAUCAUUGAUCUUCCCGAGGCCACUAAGAAGGUGGAGGUCAUGGCCGCAAGCCUCGACAAGGUCGAGAACGCGUGCUACCGGGUCAAGGUGCGAGGAACCGAGUUCCCGCAGGGCCUGGCGGGACUGAUGGACCUCGAUGAGCCAGAUCGGGAGUGA